AUUUAAUCUUACCUACUCGAUGAGUCGAUGCUCACGGCCCUCUCUCACCUAGAACAACUUGAACACUCGAGGUUAAAUUCUUCAUAAGAAUUUUGGUUGUUGGCAUUCAUCCUGAUUCCUCUGACCCGCAUCCCGACUCCAAAAAGCGUACAGCUUUCCUACUGACAAAGAUUUCAAUCAGCAGAUGAUCCAUGGCGCUCUCCAGGCUUCGUCAUCCCAUUAUCCGUCGAGCGCCUUCCCUCCUCAGAGCUCGCCUCCUUUCGUCUUCCAACUUCCGCAGUUCUGAGGUGCUAAAUCAUAUUCCCGAAGUUACUUCCACAAGGCCUAUACAUUUUCUUAUGUUCAAUGGAGUUGAUCACAAUUCAUCCAAGUUAAUGGUUAGACUACCAAGUGGCGUCAGAUGUUUCUCAUCAGCGGAAAAUCCUCCCCAUACUGUUUUAACAAUGCCAGCUCUAUCACCUACAAUGAAUCAAGGGAAUAUUGUCAAGUGGAGGAAGAAAGAAGGGGACAAGAUAGAAGUGGGGGAUGUCAUGUGUGAGAUAGAGACUGACAAGGCUACACUUGAGUUUGAAAGUCUUGAAGAAGGAUUUCUGGCAAAGAUACUGAUGCCUGAAGGAACAAAGGAUGUGCAUGUUGGUCAGCCCAUAGCCAUAACGGUUGAAGAUGCAGAUGAUAUACAGAAAGUACCUGCUACACUAAAAGGUGAUUCAGAAGUUGGAGAUACGGCAUCUGGGCAACCAAAGGCCGAUGCAGUUCCUGAAUCAACUACUGCUAGCAUUAACACAUCUGACCUUCCUCCACAUAUUGUUCUUGAAAUGCCAGCAUUAUCCCCAACCAUGAACCAAGGCAACAUUGUUAAGUGGAGAAAACAGGAAGGAGAAAAGAUUGAGGUUGGUGAUGUUCUAUGUGAGAUAGAAACUGACAAAGCAACCCUGGAAUUUGAAAGCCUUGAAGAAGGAUUCUUAGCCAAAAUAUUGGCCCCGGAAGGCUCAAAAGAUGUUUCUGUAGGGAUGCCUAUUGCAAUAACAGUUGAGGAUGCUGAUGAUAUUGUAGCUGUGAAAGCAUCAUCAAUCAGUGGCAAUAAGGAGGUAAAGGAAGAGAAGCCUAUCCAUCAGGACUCUACAAUUGAAGUUAGACAGCAGAAAAAGGGCUUCAACAGAAUAAGUCCUGCUGCAAAGAUGUUAAUUUCAGAACACAGGUUAGAUGCAUCAUCAAUUCCAGCUUCUGGUCCUCGUGGGACUCUAUUAAAAGGAGACGUUUUAGCUGCGAUAAAGUCUGGAAAAGGAUCUUCCCGGAUUUCCUCUGUUAAAGCGGCAAUGCCGUCAUUACCUCAGACCCACCAUCUUACUGCUUCACCAGAAUCGCCAGGACAAAAAUUUGAUUUGAAGCAACCAGGUUCUUAUGAAGAUUUUCCUAACAGUCAGAUUCGCAAGGUGAUAGCAGCAAGGCUGUUGGAAUCAAAGCAUUCCACACCUCAUUUAUAUUUAUCCACAGAUGUUAUAUUGGAUCCUCUUAUUUUCUUCAGAAAGGAGCUUAAAGAGAAGUAUGAUGCUAGAGUCUCAGUAAAUGAUAUUGUCAUUAAAGUUGUUGCUGUUGCUCUAAAAAAAGUUCCAGCUGCGAAUGCAUACUGGGAUGACGUAAAAGGUGAGGUGGUGUCAUGUGACUCGGUUGACAUAUCUAUUGCAGUUGCUACUGAAAAGGGAUUGAUGACUCCUAUUAUUAGGAAUGCAGAUCAGAAAUCGAUAUCUUCUAUAUCCUUAGAGGUCAAGGAACUUGCUGAAAAGGCAAGGGGCGGAAAGCUUAAACCCAAUGAAUUCCAAGGCGGCACUUUCAGCAUUUCAAACUUGGGGAUGUUUCCGGUGGACCGUUUUUGUGCAAUCAUUAACCCUCCACAGGCUGGCAUACUUGCUGUUGGUAGGGGAAAUAAAGUUGUUGAGCCUAUUGUUGGCUCUGAUGGAAUCGAAAAGCCCAGUGUUGUCACAAAAAUGAAUCUGACACUAUCUGCUGAUCAUCGCGUGUUUGAUGGAAAGGUUGGAGGGGAAUUCCUUGCAGCUCUGAACUCAAACUUUAGUGAUAUUCAAAGGCUUCUUCUAUGACACGGUUCUAUUUAUUUUUUUCCACACACAAAACAAGUCAUACUUCAUUGGAUCUUAGGCGAAUUGGUUGCCUAAGGUAGUUUGUGGCGAGAUUGUCACUGGUUCAGAACAUAAAUCAUCUUUAAAAAAAUAAGCUUGAGCCUGUGCAUUGGAACCACACACAGACUUACAACCUUACUUUUGAUGUCCCAUUUUAUUUAUUUAUUUAUAUUCUUGUAUAAGGUCCAAGUUGGAGAGGCCAUUAUAAUGUUGGUAUUGACCGCACGACCAUUUUAACGAAACUGGGAAGCCAAAUAAUGAUCAGAGAUGAUAAAACCUGUGAGCCAUCCAAGAAGUUAUGAGUGAUGAUGAUAGAAUAGAGGUGAUGAAAUGUAUUAAUGUAUUAGAGAGACAGCUCAGUUUUAUGCAUCAGUGAUCAGUAACAGAGAUGAUGCAUCUUUUAGGACAACUCAUGGAAGUUUAUCAGGAAAAAGAAUUACAUUUUGUUUAUAAAUUACAAAUUUGCAUAUGCCUCUGGUAAGGUAGCAUGUGAAGUUCUCAGUGUCUGAUAAAGAACAACGUGUCCUUAUAAUGUAUUCAUAUGAGUAUGGAUGUUUUUACUUGGACUGUAAUUUGCUGGUCUGGUCUGGUAAUGUCUGGUUUCUUUGUAUUUUUAUAACUAUCCAAGUCUGGUCUGAACUGGUCUGGUCUGGGACAAAUUACAGUCCAAGUAAAAACAUCCUAUAUGGCCAAAAAUAUGUACACGAGGAUUAGAAAUUGUGAGGGUGACAAUGCUAGAUUGGGCAAGAUUUUCCUAUAAUGAUUCAUUCAACCAAGAAUUAGGUGUUGUGCCCGAUCCUAUUUGUGUCUGGUCAUAGAUGAGCUACUUAUGAAUGGCCAAGAUGGCGUCUUGGGUUUUAUGCUGAAGUGCGGUGUUAGUGAAAGCGAAGAAAGGCUAUGUGAUAAGUUGGCGUGUGGAAUUUAUGUAGGAAUAUAUCAUACUAGAUUACUAGCUCUAUUAUGAAUAUAUCCAUCCUAGCUCUACAAGUGAGGAUGGAUUUGUUAAACACGAUUAAUGAUGGAAAUAUGCAUGCUAAGACAUUUAUGCUCCAAGAGUCCAAGAGACUAAGACUAUAAAAGGAGUUAGGCGAGCUAGAAAAUUCACUGGAAGAUGG
This is a messenger RNA of Cuscuta epithymum, 3250 nucleotides long. The record is from the annotation of a GenBank genome assembly. NCBI's taxonomy places the organism in Eukaryota, Viridiplantae, Streptophyta, Magnoliopsida, Solanales, Convolvulaceae.